GACAGAGAAGAAGACGACACGUAGCCUCAAUAAUGGCGGAGAGUACAGUUUCGGAUGAAGGCUCGUCUUUUAUGGAUCCUCUUAAAGGGCUUUUGUUGACAUAUUUUAUGCCCGAAUCAUGUUACGACGAGUUCUUUCUCAAUUUGAACUUCUUGGACGUACCAUGUCUGAAGAUUGUACUGAGCAAAGGCCUGGGGAUCGGCAUCAUCCUGGGAUCAGUAAUGGUCAAGCUGCCUCAGAUCUUAAAGCUAAUGGGAGCAAAGAGUGCUGAGGGGCUGAGCUUCAAGUCUGUGCUGCUGGAGCUGCUGGCCAUCACCGGAACAAUGGCCUACAGUAUCGCCAACAAGUUCCCUUUCAGUGCCUGGGGCGAGGCUCUGUUCCUCAUGAUGCAAACGGUCACCAUAGGCUUCCUCAUUCAGCACUAUGGAGGAAGGAGCAGCAGAGGUCUCCUGUUUCUGGUCGUGUAUUUUGGCCUGCUGGUCCUCGUACUGUCUCCAGUCACUCCCAUAUCAGUGGUUACCUCCAUGCAGGCCUCUAACGUGCCAGCCAUCAUCAUCAGCAGGCUGAUCCAGGCAUGGUCUAACUUUCGUAAUGGGCAUACUGGCCAGCUGUCUGCUGUUUCUGUCUUCCUGCUGUUCGCUGGAUCCCUCGCCCGCAUCUUCACCUCACUACAGGAAACCGGAGACUCACUGAUGGCCCUCACCUACGUCAUAUCAUCAACUUGUAACGGCGUCAUCGCUCUGCAGGUCCUCUACUACUGGAACAGCUCCCCAGAACGCAAGAAGAAGAAGAAAAAGAAGAGAGAGUAGGCAAAGGACAGUCGCUAAGAAGAGUGUUGCUCUAAGAUUAAAGUUUAGCACCAGACACUCUCAAAGAGGUGUCUUCAAAACGUUAAAGAACUAAUUGAAAUGCAUGAACAGAGCCACUGGGGAGUGUGGCACAUGGAAUCUGCUGGACAAACACUAGGCUUGGAAGUUGGGAUGUGAAUGCAACAUGCCCAGCAGAUCACGUAGGCCCACUGGCUUUAUGAUUGACAGUUAGCUGGUUUUAUUGGUGAUGUUUAGCUCUGAGCAGGACUGCUGGGUACAGACUCCCGCUGUGCAAAACACCGUUAUUACAUUCCUCUUGUUCCAGUUUUCCUAAUUAUAAUCAGGCUAUGUUCACACUGGUGUGUUAAAAUAUUUGGAAAUGGUUUGUGCACUGACAUGUUGAUUUUUCACAUUGAGGGACCCUGAUUACUAUCCUUAUCAUCACGGUUAUUUUUGGGGGGGGGAGGGAUUGAUUUGAAACAGUUUUGACAUUGGAUGCAUGUAAAGAAUGAUUAGUUGUUUUAUAAUUUCACAUAAACAUAAUUCCACACUA
This is a messenger RNA of Micropterus dolomieu (smallmouth bass), 1362 nucleotides long. RefSeq names its product mannose-P-dolichol utilization defect 1b (gene mpdu1b). The transcript is spliced from 7 exons. Lineage: Eukaryota; Metazoa; Chordata; Actinopteri; Centrarchiformes; Centrarchidae. The record is from RefSeq and is a predicted model, not a curated record. Bases 33 to 809 code for a protein of 258 amino acids. Gene Ontology annotation, biological process: oligosaccharide biosynthetic process.